UUCAAAAUUCCUUCUUCAAGAAGAAACACCCAUAGAGGAAGAAGACAUUAAACAAAACAAAUUAUAAAACUGUAUGUAUAGUUUAUGUUUUUCAUAAAAUAGGAAAGAGGAUGAAUGUUCUUCAUUCUACCAGCUGUUUGUUUUUUGCUGGGAGAUCAUGAGUAGAACAAUAAAGGUGAGAAUGGCUGCCAUAUUUUUCAGCGAUUGCUCUGAAGAAGCCAGUGGUAGCGGCAAUGCUUUGCUAGCAGAGCACGAAAACCCUGAUGUGAAUGGGGUAACUCGAUCAUGGAAGAUUAUUCUAAGUACAAUGUUUACAUUGACUUUUCUUCUUGUAGGACUCCUAAGUCAUCAGUGGCUUAAAGAAACAGAGGAUCCUCAGAAAUCCAGACGAUUAUAUGCCAUAAUUGCAGAAUAUGGUUCAAGGAUUUAUAAAUAUCAGGCCAGACUUCAUAUGUCUAAAGAACAACUGGAACUUUUAAAGAAAGAAAGCCAGACUUUGGAAAACAAUUUUCGUGAAAUUCUAUUUUUGACUGAACAAAUAGAUGUCCUGAAGGCAUUGCUUAGAGAUAUGAAGGAUGGUAUGGACAAUAAUCACAGCUGGAGCACCCAUGGAGACCCUGCAGAGGACCCAGACCACACGGAGGUCCUGGACGAGGAAAUGUCAAACCUGGUUGAUUACGUGCUUAAAAAGUUGAGGGAGGACCAUGUCCAGAUGGCUGAUUAUGCCCUGAAGUCGGCUGGAGCCUCCAUCAUUGAAGCUGGGACCUCAGAAAGUUAUAAAAAUAAUAAAGCAAAACUGUAUUGGCAUGGGAUAGGUUUCCUAAAUCAUGAAAUGCCUCCAGAUACUAUUCUUCAGCCAGAUGUCUACCCUGGAAAGUGCUGGGCUUUUCCAGGUUCCCAGGGUCAUACUCUAAUCAAGCUUGCUAGGAAGAUCAUACCUACUGCCGUUACCAUGGAGCACAUCUCAGAGAAGGUGUCUCCCUCAGGAAACAUCUCCAGUGCACCCAAGGAAUUUUCUAUCUAUGGCAUCACAAAAAAAUGUGAAGGAGAAGAAAUUUUCCUAGGUCAGUUUAUAUAUAACAAAACAGGAACCACCAUACAAACAUUUGAACUCCAGCAUGCAGUUUCUGAAUAUUUAUUAUGUGUGAAACUUAACAUCUUCAGCAACUGGGGACACCCGAACUAUACUUGUUUAUAUAGAUUCAGGGUCCAUGGCAUACCAGGCUCCCACAUCUAGAAGAGUUGGUGCAGAAGACCGUGCCACACUUCCAGAAUGUUCAAGAACACUUAUUCUCUUAGAUGAUACCGCACCCAUAGGAAUUGAGAAUUGGGAGUGGGAAGAAAACCUCAAAGUGGUUCAUACUUGCCUGUAAAAGUAAAUGAAUUUUACUAAUAAAAAAAUAUGGAA
Messenger RNA from Callithrix jacchus (white-tufted-ear marmoset), 1408 nucleotides. It is a transcript of the gene SUN3, whose product is annotated as Sad1 and UNC84 domain containing 3. NCBI's taxonomy places the organism in Eukaryota, Metazoa, Chordata, Mammalia, Primates, Cebidae. The record is from RefSeq and is a predicted model, not a curated record. Gene Ontology annotation, molecular function: protein-membrane adaptor activity. Gene Ontology annotation, cellular component: nuclear envelope; meiotic nuclear membrane microtubule tethering complex.